Malus domestica (apple) is the source of this 1410-nucleotide messenger RNA. Its product is annotated as probable cysteine protease RD19C. Lineage: Eukaryota; Viridiplantae; Streptophyta; Magnoliopsida; Rosales; Rosaceae. The record is from RefSeq and is a predicted model, not a curated record. Gene Ontology annotation, molecular function: cysteine-type endopeptidase activity. Gene Ontology annotation, cellular component: lysosome.
CCCGCACAAAACACCAACCCUAAGUAUCUGCUUAUCUCCCCGCUCCAAUAGAACUCACUUCCUUUCACUUCCUCACACAGUCACACUCACCACUAACAAUGGAUCGUCUCGCCUCCCUCAUCCUCCUCCUCUCCCUCCUAUCCUCCGCCCUCGCCUCCGCCUCAGGUUCCAACGACGCCGACCCUAUCAUCCGACAAGUCGUUUCGGAAACUGACGAAGAUCAUCUCCUCCACGCCAAGCACUUCUCCAGCUUCAAAGCCACGUUCGGGAAGACCUAUGCGACUCAGGUUGAGCACGACUACAGGUUCGGCGUCUUCAAGGCCAACCUCCGCCGAGCCAAGCGGCACCAGGCGCUCGACCCCUCUGCCGUCCACGGUGUAACCAAGUUCUCUGAUCUCACUCCCAAGGAGUUUCGCAGGAACUUUCUCGGACUAAAGCGUCGUCUCCGGCUUCCGGCCGACGCGAACAAUGCUCCGAUUCUUCCCACCAAUGAUCUUCCAACGGACUUUGAUUGGCGCGACAAAGGUGCUGUCACGCCGGUGAAGGACCAGGGUUCUUGUGGGUCGUGCUGGGCGUUUAGUGCGACGGGAGCUUUGGAAGGAGCUCAUUAUUUGGAAACAGGGGAGCUCGUCAGUCUGAGUGAGCAGCAGCUUGUUGACUGUGACCAUGAGUGUGAUCCGGAAGAAUAUGGCUCGUGUGACUCGGGUUGCAAUGGCGGGCUGAUGAACAAUGCCUUUGAGUACGCACUCAAGGCUGGCGGGCUAGAACGAGAGGAAGAUUAUCCUUACACCGGGACUGAUGACACCUGCAAAUUCGACAAGAGCAAAGUUGUUUCUUCCGUGAAUAACUUCAGCGUUAUUUCUACCGACGAAGAUCAAAUCGCUGCAAAUUUGGUUAACCAUGGCCCUCUUGCAGUUGGGAUCAAUGCGGUGUUCAUGCAAACAUACGUAGGCGGAGUUUCGUGCCCUUACAUCUGCGGAAAGCGAAUUGAUCACGGAGUGCUUCUGGUGGGUUAUGGUUCUUCGGGUUUUGCUCCGAUUCGAUUUAAGGAGAAACCGUACUGGAUCUUGAAGAAUUCAUGGGGACAGAGCUGGGGAGAGCAGGGAUAUUACAAGAUCUGCAGGGGUUAUAAUUCUUGUGGGGUGGAUUCCUUGGUCUCAACGGUUGCAGCUCUGCGUACAUCCAACAAGUAGUUUUGCGACGGCACCGUAUUAUUAUUGUACCCUGUUUAGGAAUUUGGGGGAUUUGUAAAUAUACUUGUGUGCUCCGAUCUCCUAGAUAAUACAGAUAGAUGGGGCUAAUAAGUUUAUGUUUAUGUCAUGGUUUAGUGAUGGUUGAAGUUGUAUAAUGUUUAUGUAUUUAUAUUGAUCUUAUGGAAUUGUUUACUUAAUUAUUAUGCUUUGUGUUGUA